CGGCGCUGUCCCCUUUAAGGAAUUCGCCGGGUUGUUAGGUGGACGCCCUCGCACAAGUUGCACCGCCUUCUGGAAGGACCGCGGAGCAGAAGAGGGGCGCGAUGAACGACGAUGACUCGCAGUCGCUCUGAGGGGCACCGCCACUGACGGGAGUGCUGCAGCUUGAGACUGACUCAUACUGGCAGACUAUCCGAUAUCUCGAACGUUCAAUCGACUGAAUUUGAAAGAGGAUCCGAAUGGCCAAGGUGAUCAAAAUAUAGGUAGCUCCUUUCAGUGCACCUGUUCUGUAUUUUGGUGUGCUCACAAAAUGCCUGUUAAGAAGAAGAGAAAAUCUUCAGGAUCAGAAGACGCCAGCAUGAAAAAGUGUAGGAUAAACAGAGUACAGACACCAUCUAGAUUAAUAAGUGAUGACAGUUUUUCAAGCAAAAAGUGCCUAGCUUGGUUUUAUGAAUAUGCAGGGACGGAUGAGGUUGUUGGUCCUGAAGGAAUGGAAAAAUUUUGUGAAGAUAUAGGUGUGGAGCCUGAAAAUAUUAUCAUGUUAGUAUUGGCAUGGAAGCUGGAGGCUCAAAACAUGGGAUUUUUCACUAAAGAAGAAUGGUUAAAAGGAAUGACAUCAUUACAAUGUGACUGCACAGAGAGGCUACAGAGCAAGUUUGAUUAUUUGCGUUCACAACUCAAUGACCUAUCAGCUUUCAAACAAAUUUACAGAUAUGCCUUUGAUUUUGCUAGAGAUAAAGACCAGCGUAGCCUUGAUAUUGAUACUGCUAAGUCUAUGUUAGCUCUGCUCCUUGGAAGAACAUGGGCUCUGUUCUCUGCCUUCUACCAAUUUUUGGAGCAAUCAAAGUACAGGGUUAUGAAUAAAGAUCAGUGGUUCAAUGUAUUGGAAUUCAGCAGAACUGUACUUGCAGAUCUUAGCAACUAUGAUGAAGAUGGUGCAUGGCCUGUGCUGCUUGAUGAAUUUGUUGAGUGGCAGAAAGCAAGGCAAUCAUCAUAACAAAUUAGAGGAAAAGAGAAGUACCCAGGAGAGCAAUAAUGUUUUGCUAUCCAACCAAACUAUGUCUUUAAUUAUGAAAUGGAAAGUAUUUGUCAAAAGCCAUCUUUUAUGCUAGCUACAGAUUUUUCAGUGUUACAAGAGGGAAGAAGGUUUUCAAGUUGCAUCUAUAUUAGGCAUUUUAUUAUGUAUUCAUCAAAUAUGGCACCUGAUGUUAGGAUUUUGUCCAGUCUUGAAUCUUAAUGCUUUUGGCAAUAUCUGUUUAUAACUUCCUAAGUACUUUGAAGCACAUUUAAAAAUUAUAGGUUUCCAUUAAAAACAAAUGAUUUUUAUGUGUGACUGAGAGAUGCAAGGCCUUGAAGUGUAUGAAUGCGAUUUUUCAGUUAUUGGAAAGUGUAUACUAAUGUAUUGGAAAUCUGCCAUUCUGGUACCAUACCAAAAACUUACUGAACCUCAUCAUAUUUUAUUGUAACUAUAUAGCAUUUUUUCUGUGAUAUACUAUAUCAAUAGGUACUGGUGCUGUUCUAGGACUGUGAGCUCAGCGUUAAUGGUAAUGCCAGUAGCACCUCUGCGAGGCCAUGUAAAGGAGGAUUACAUGUGAUACAGAUGUAUGUUUAAACUUUUUUCAUUUACAUUGUCAAGGUAUCCACAGAUUUGCCUGUUUUCAAAAGCUUUAUUUAUUUUAUGUCCAUUUUUAAGAACAAAAUGGAAUGUGGUCGUAUAAAUCUGAAUUAAGUGGGGGGGGGCGGGAUUAUGUGAUUGGAACUGCGUAUAAUAGCCUUCAUUAUUUCAUGAGCAUGCAUGUGGUUUUGACUACAGUUUUUAGUAACAGCAGAUAUGUUACCACAGCUCUUAGUUGGCCCACUGUACUAAGUACAUUGUGAGACUAUACAGUAUCAAAUAUUUGUCUCCAGGAUAGAAAGCUGUAAAUUAGCUUGAACUAAGUACUCUUAUGCUAUUGCUUAGUAAAAGCUUUUGUAUGAAGGUGAUGCUGUGGGACCUUGAAUUUAAAAGAAAAUUCUUAUGCUCAUUAGCAUCCAAAAUAUGAAUUGUAAUUUUGACAGUGAAAUUUUGUGUAUACAAGGUAUGAUGUAAACACUUAAGAUUGAAACACUGAAGGAUAAUUGUGGUGAAUUCUUUUAUCUUUUUCCCUCAGUAUUUCAUAUUUGAGCAGAUUCUUAGCAAUUCCUGAAUUUACUUUGUGCAGAAGAUAUUUAGGCAAUUUAAUUAUUGGAACAGUAUGAUAAUUUCCAAAACACUAAAAGCUACUAAUUUACUGUUCUCUCAAAAGCCCACAAAGUUAGAUGCAGAGUGGUGUUUUGGGAUGCACUUUACACAGUUCUGUACAUCCUAGUGCCAGUUAAUAUUCAAAGUGUAUUUUUGAUGUUUUUUAAAAACAUUUUAAAAUUAUCAAAGUCUUACAGAUUUUUAACAAUGGGUUAACAGUGCAAAGGGCUCAAAACUCAAGAUUGCUCAAUUCUGAGUACUAAUUAUUUAAUAUAUAUUACUCAGUAAAUUGGUAAGAUCCUGUACUGCCUUCAUCCACCCACUUGCACAAGAUGAGCCAUUAUGCAUCCGAUCCCUGGAGCAAGAAUUUAACCUGUGGUCUAUUACACCACACACAAAUCAUCGUACCCAGUCUCUCUCAGUAGAAGUUAUUAACGUGAAGACAGCUUGUUAGUACAGAAUCAGUUACUUGAAAAGUUUACUUUUUAAACUGCUAAAUGAUUUAUUAUGAGGUUUGUUUGAAAUAAUGGGGCUAGUUCUUCCCUGUUGUAAAGUAACUAAUUUAAUGAAAUUUAGUCUCUGUAUGUAGUACAGUGGAUCUUUAAGCAAGCAUUUUUUUCAGAAAGAAAUCCUUACAGCUGAUAGGAUAAUUAUUCAAAAGUAUAUUUUAAAAAAACUGAUAUCAGAACUUCAGUUAAUGUUAUACGGCUGUUUUCUUAAAGUACAAAGGAUGGUUUUUAAAUAUAUUUUGUUUUUAAAAGUUGAUUUUUGUGAUGUUGCCAUAUAUUUUCACCCUCUGUUGAUGUUAUUUUAGAUAUCACUAGGAACUAGCACAUGAAUGUCAGCACUAGAAGUGUCAACAAGCUUCCCAUCAGACUUACUGCCAGGCUAAGAAAAUGAGUCUUUCGAUACAGAUGAUUUAUUGAGUUCUUCAGACUUGAGUGCCAUCAAUGAUGCCCAAAGUCAGAGAAUUCUUGAGAUGCCUUUUAGGGGUUGUCAUUUAUGUCACUGUAAAGCUUGCUGGCAGCUGGACAAAAGCUAUAUAGAUCUUGGUCUAGAUGAUGCACUAUAGUGCAAAAAUUACACUGUCAGCAUUCAUCUUUCAAAUUACUUUAUUAUUCAUUGAAAAUCACCUAAAUAAAGUGCCCAACCAAUUUCACUUUACAAUUCCAUUUAAAAUGACCCUGAAAAACAAUUUUAUGCUUUUACUUAACAUCCAGAAUUUCAAACUUUAAAUCUUAUAAUAGAGGGCAUCAUUACUCCAUUUUUCCAUUGCAUUUUUUUUGUUAAUCUGGCAUGAAAUCCAUCUUUCUGUGAAACUUUUUUAAGUGAGGUAAUUAAUUUAGAAAUACUCAGUUUAAUUGAAUCGCAUUUGUACCUAACUCCAUUAGUUUCAGGUAUGAGCAAGGUGGGAACACAUGAACAGUACAUUAUUCCUGAUGAAGGGUCUCAGCCUGAAAUGUUGACUGUUUAUUCCCCUUCAUAGAUGCUGCCUGACUUGCUAAGCUCCUCCAAUAUUUUAUGUAUUGCAUUGUUCCCUUUUAUGUUUUCCAUCAAAUGUAUUCAGUUGCCUUUUAAAAGAGAAAAUCUAACUCGUGCAAUGAGUUCUGGUCUCUAUGUAAUUGACUUCACUUGAGAAAAGUUAAUCAUAAAGUGUGAAAUGCUUAAGGAUAUCCAUGGAAUUUGCAGUCAGCUUUUUUUAAAUUUUCCUUUUUUCAUAAUUUAAAGGUCCCCAGACAGAGUUCCUAAGUCUAAGUUCCAAUAGUUUUAGAUUUAAAUCCAGCAUUUCAAUAUAGAAUCUAAUUUGUGCACAAGGACCUAAGAUAGCAAAAUAUACCAUGGGGUUUAGAUAGAGGGGUAAUUCGUCCAUCUUGUCCAUGAAAUACCCUGAUCUCUGAGAAACUCUGUUGCAGUGUUUAGAAAGGAUAUGAAUAGGAAUAGAUUGAAGAAACUUGCAGGUUGUGUAAGUUAAUGUACUUCAUAGCAUUUCUUUUAAAGGGGAAUACUGUAGGUGAAACCUAUAGUUCAGUGUACUUUCAAUAAUUUUAAAAUAUGCUGCUGAAUAUAUAAUUGCAUUUUUAAUUUGUCAUUUUCCAACAAGUGUAUUUUAAUCCCUCAGUUCUCUCUAUCUGAAGCAAAUAAAUAUUGUGGAGUGUGAAAGGGAUUACUAUGCAUGUAAGCUGUGCUAAAAGAAUAGAGAAUCUAGUAUUGUUAACAAUUUAACCCAGUUUAUGACUUCACAAAAUAUAAAAUGUCAAAUUUGCAUUAUUGGUGUGAUCCUACAAAAGGAGCACAACUUUCUUUUCCUGAUUUCACUGUUCCUAUUCGGUGGUAUCCACUCACGGUUUCCUUUGGAUCGGAACUACGUUUGUAUAUUUUUGCAUUGCCUAAUCACAAACCUAUUUAAAUUGAAUGAUAAACUUUAUAAAGAGGUUCAUAAUGGAAUAUAAAAUGACUUUGCAUGUUUUCAUAUUUAAAGAUAUUGGAGAAAAAGACCUAUUGCAAUGCAACUUAAAACAGAAUUACUGACACGCCAAGGACUGUGAACUCUGGCAUUUUAGUUGUAUAAUAAUAAAAAAAAAGGAACAGUGUU
Messenger RNA from Mobula hypostoma (lesser devil ray), 4811 nucleotides. RefSeq names its product DCN1, defective in cullin neddylation 1, domain containing 5 (S. cerevisiae) (gene dcun1d5). Gene Ontology annotation, molecular function: ubiquitin-like protein binding; cullin family protein binding; ubiquitin conjugating enzyme binding. Bases 308 to 994 code for a protein of 228 amino acids. The transcript has 11 exons. Lineage: Eukaryota; Metazoa; Chordata; Chondrichthyes; Myliobatiformes; Myliobatidae. The record is from RefSeq and is a predicted model, not a curated record. Gene Ontology annotation, biological process: protein neddylation. Gene Ontology annotation, cellular component: ubiquitin ligase complex.